This is a messenger RNA of Suillus bovinus, 583 nucleotides long. RefSeq lists its product as uncharacterized. The transcript is spliced from 2 exons. Bases 50 to 448 code for a protein of 132 amino acids. The record is from RefSeq and is a predicted model, not a curated record. Lineage: Eukaryota; Fungi; Basidiomycota; Agaricomycetes; Boletales; Suillaceae. Gene Ontology annotation, cellular component: cytoplasm. Gene Ontology annotation, molecular function: exopolyphosphatase activity.
CAUUAAAUUUAGCUUCCGCCGCAUCAUCAUAUUUGACGCUCCGACUUGUAUGAUCUUUACCAAAUAUUCCUACCUGGCGGUCCUAUGGGCUUUCGUGCUUUCUUGCCAGCUAUUUCCCCGACUUGCAAAAAUCACAUCCAUUUCAUUUGCAAGUCUAAACCUCAGGUUCCCUGCUAAAUCUCUGCGGCAAAGUUCAAUGUCUACGUUCAACUUUUCGUCAUGCCUCAAGUCCCAAAAAGCAGAUUUUCUAGCUGAUAAUGGGGAAGGAUGGACAGUGGUAAUGGGCAAUGAAGCGGGUGAUCUCGAUUCUCUCGCUAGUGCACUCGGAUAUGCUUGGUUGCGCUCCAACACGAGCGGGAAAGCGAUCGCAUACAUAACUACACCUAGAGAGGAUUUUGUCCUUAGAACAGAAAAUUUGCACGCCCUUGGUCUCGCUGGAAUCAACUAACCUUUCGAAGAGCUUUAUUGCUCUGGUGAUCCUAUUCCAUCACACGUGUCGCAAUUUGCACUUGUGGAUCACAACGUCCUUCAGGCCAGAUAUGCAUCUGAAACAGCCAGGGUUGUUGCAGUGAUAGAUCAUCAC